This is a messenger RNA of Morus notabilis, 1328 nucleotides long. Its product is annotated as NADH kinase. Gene Ontology annotation, biological process: NADP+ biosynthetic process; NAD+ metabolic process. The coding region runs from base 134 to 1096 and encodes 320 amino acids. The record is from RefSeq and is a predicted model, not a curated record. The transcript has 5 exons. Gene Ontology annotation, molecular function: NAD+ kinase activity. Lineage: Eukaryota; Viridiplantae; Streptophyta; Magnoliopsida; Rosales; Moraceae.
CGAGGGGCAAAAAGAAGGAUGUGUCCCGCCCAGCCCCGGCUAUUUGGGUCAAUAGCCGGCUACAUAGAAGAAGGCGGUGGUCCACUGUCUGUCAAACUACGUAACCCAAAGAGCCGGUUCUAGGGAGAGAAUAAUGGCGAUGAGGAAGCUGUUGCUGCUGUUGAAACCAUUCGACAUUUACCCAGUUUGGCGAUCCGAAGGUCUUUCUCGCCUCAAAACCCCUCUGGAAUCACAGGUCUUGCGUUAUUUGGAAAAUAGGCUUAAAGUGCACAAGGAUGCCAUAAAAUUUUGCCAGGAUGUUUUGCGGGAUAAGCCUGUUGAGUGGGAACCCAUAUUUCGUAACGAUUUAUCACGUCCCAUCUCUGAUGUGGACCUGAUUGUUACAGUUGGAGGGGAUGGCACUCUUUUGCAGGCCAGCCAUUUCAUCGAUGACUCGAUUCCAGUUAUAGGUGUAAAUUCUGAUCCUACCCAAGUUGAUGAGGUGAAAGAGUUCAGCAAUGAGUUUGAUGCUACUAGAAGCACUGGCUACCUUUGUGCAGCAACCAUCAACAACUUUGAACAGGUGCUAGACAGCAUCAUCGAGGGUCGAAGAGUUCCUUCCCAAUUAUCAAGGAUGUUAAUGCGUCUAAACUCAAAGCAGCUGCCUACAUAUGGUCUGAAUGACAUUUUGAUUGCACAUCCAUGUCCAGCAUCAGUUUCUCGGUUCUCCUUCAAACUUAAAGGGAAUGACCAAUCAUUUUCCCGUAUAGUGCACUGUCGUUCAAGUGGUCUCAGAGUUUCAACAGCUGCUGGAUCAACGGCAGCAAUGCUUUCAGCAGGUGGGUUUCCAAUGCCUAUUCUAUCGCGUGAUCUACAGUACUUGGUGAGAGAGCCCAUUUCAGCAGAAACCUCAAGCUUAUUGCAUGGAUUAGUCAAAUCGGAUCAAUCCAUGGGCUUGACAUGGUUUUGUAAAGAGGGUGUCAUAUACAUCGAUGGUUCCCAUGUUUGCUACUCUGUAAAAAACGGGGAUACUGUUGAAGUAUCUUCCAAGGCCCCAAUUUUGAAGGUCUUUUUGCCGGACCAUUUGUUACAACACACAACUGGAAAAGGAAGCUGAGGUAUCCUAUACUUGCGCUUUAGAUAUCGAAAGUUUGUCCAUACGACUUGAAAUUUUAGCUGUUUUAAUACAGCAUGAGUCAUUUGUUUGUUGUUGGAACGGAUUCAGAAAUGUAGAUUGAGCAUGUCACAAUAUUGAAAAGUUGAGGGUCGUAAAUUAGAAAAGUGACGCCAGGAUUCCUGGAACAUGAAUAUUAUUUAAAAGUGAAUUUAAGAACAGUAGGGACACAUGG